Messenger RNA from Moesziomyces aphidis, 951 nucleotides. Lineage: Eukaryota; Fungi; Basidiomycota; Ustilaginomycetes; Ustilaginales; Ustilaginaceae. The record is from the annotation of a GenBank genome assembly.
AUGGCACAGGAUGCUGACCUCGUCUCAAUGACCCCCCUGCUUUUCUCUCGCUCGUCGUACCCUUCCCCCGUCUCGCGUUGUGUGUUUGCAUUUGACUUUUCCUCUCUACAGCCCAAGGCCAAGACCGGAUCCGCCAAGAAGCCCGCCGCCGCCCCCUACUCCAAGGGCAAGGCUACCAAGGCCCCCAAGAACCCUCUCUUCGAGAAGCGCCCCCGCAACUUCGGCAUUGGCCAGGACAUCCAGCCCCCGCGUGACCUGAGCCGCUUCGUCAAGUGGCCCGAGUACGUCCGCCUCCAGCGCCAGAAGGUCAUCCUCAACCAGCGCCUGAAGGUCCCUCCCGCGAUCGCCCAGUUCGCCAACACCCUGGACAAGAACACCGCCACCAACCUGUUCAAGCUCCUCAACAAGUACCGCCCCGAGUCCAAGCAGGAGAAGAAGGCCCGUCUCGAUGCUGCCGCCAAGGACAUCGCCGACGGCAAGAAGGCCGACGCCAAGGCUGACGGCAAGAAGCCCCUCUUCGUCAAGUACGGUCUCAACCACUGCGUCGCCCUGAUUGAGGCCAAGAAGGCCGGCCUUGUCGUCAUCGCCGCCGACGUUGACCCCAUCGAGCUCGUCGUCUUCCUGCCCGCCCUCUGCCGCAAGAUGGGUGUCCCCUACGUCAUUGUCAAGUCGAAGGCCUCGAUCGGCGCUCUUGUCCACAAGAAGACCGCCGCCGUCGCCCUCAUCCAGGAGGUCCGCUCCGAGGACGAGCGCGAGCUCGCCAACCUCGUCUCGGCCGCCAAGGCCAACUACCUCGACAAGGCCGAGGAGAUCCGCCGCCACUGGGGUGGUGGAGACCUCUCGCAGCGAUCCAACCACAAGCUCGCCAAGCGCGCCAAGAUCGCCGCUCUCCAGCCCAAGCCCGUCGCUGUUGCCGCCCCCGUCGCCGCCGCCGAGGACGACGAGGAGUAA